Purpureocillium lilacinum is the source of this 1704-nucleotide messenger RNA. RefSeq lists its product as uncharacterized. Lineage: Eukaryota; Fungi; Ascomycota; Sordariomycetes; Hypocreales; Ophiocordycipitaceae. The record is from RefSeq and is a predicted model, not a curated record. Gene Ontology annotation, molecular function: oxidoreductase activity; FAD binding.
AUGCAUCUCGAACAGCUCGUCCUGUCCAUCCCGUGCCUCCUGGGCUCGGCCUCUGCAAGCUGCCCCGGCACCAACAGCUGCAAGGCGGCUCCCGGCUCACGGGCCUGGCCCUCCCCCGGCGCCUGGAACGCGCUCAACUCCACCGUCGGGGGCCGCCUGCUCGCCCCGGCCCCACCCGGCGCCGUGUGCCACCCGGACCAGCCGACGUACAACCCGGAGCAGUGCCCCGCGACGCAAAGGGGCUGGAGCAGCUACGACUGGCACGCCGCCGACCCGGUGUCCAUGAUGAUGGACCAGUUUGCCAACGACACUUGCCUGCCAAACGCCCAAUACCCCUGCAGCGGGAAGGGGUACCCUACCUACGUCGUUAAUGCGACGACGGCGUCGCAUGUAAAGGCUGCCGUGGACUUUGCCCGGAAGCACACUGUUCGACUUGUCGUCAAGUCCUCCGGCCACGACUAUCUCGGCCGCUCCAAUGCCCCCGGCUCUCUGUCCAUCUGGGUCCACCACAUGAACAGCAUCGAGUUCCACGAGGGCAGUUUCACACUCGCCGGCUCGGGCAAGGUGCUCAAGGGCAGCGCCGUCACUGUCGGCGGGGGCACAGAGAUGUACGACAUCUACACCGCCGCCGACGCGCACAACCAAACCGUCGUUGGCGGCGGCGCAAAGAGCGUCUCGGUCGGUGGAUACAUCUCCGGCGGCGGGCACUCGACGCUUGCGCCGCGUUACGGUCUCGCCGCGGACAAUGUCAUUCAGGUCGAGGUCGUCACGCCGCAGGGGCAGAUUCUCGUAGCGAACGAGGACCAACACAGCGACCUUUUCUGGGCGCUCAGAGGUGGUGGCGGCAGCACUUUUGGCGUCAUGACCAAGGUCACCAUGUGGACGCACCCGACGCCCAAAAUCACCUCCCUGUCCUGGAUGGGCAUCACGGACCCAAAAAGCCCUUUCCUCCUUGACCUCAUAGCGUACCUGUCUUCGCAGAUUCCGUACUUGAUGGACAAGGGCGGCCUGUCCGGCUACAAUUACGCCAGCCUCGGCAUGAAGAAUCCGGUUCCGGCGCCGGGAGCACCAACGGAUAUCGCCGGCGUCAUGGGCUUCGGCUUCGUGCAGGACAAGGGCCCUGGCUUCCUGCAAGACAUCUUCAAGCCCAUCAACGACACCAUCAAGCAGCGCUGGCCCGGUCAGGCGUUCCUGUUCCUCAUCUCGGAGGAGUUCCCCACGUUCCGCGCCUGGUUUGACAAGAACUGCGACCAGGCCUUUGCGGGGAACAGCUCCUACAUCGUCUCUAGGCUGGUGGACGGCAAGACGUUGAAGGGCGAUCCAAAGGCGCUCGGCAAGGCGAUCCAGGCGGCGAGCCUUCCGAGCGGUGGCAUGUCGCUCUUCAUGGUCGGCGGAAAGGGCGUGCAAAACGCAAAGCCUCGAGGGGGCAACUCUGUCAAUCCAGCCUGGCGAAACACCUACGUCCACGCCUUGUCCGCAACCGGCUUCCCGCCCUUCAACAAGACGGCGGAGCAGGAAACCAUCAAGCUCCUCGACUCAUCGAUGGAGCCACUGCGCGCUCUCACGCCAAAGGCAGGCGCCUAUCUAAACGAGGCGCUGCCGUUUGAGAAGGACUGGCAGCACACGUUCUGGGGCAGCAACUACGAGCGCCUGCUCAAGAUCAAGAGGGCGGUGGAUCCGACCGACGUUUUCUGGAAGAGGUAG